Molecule: messenger RNA, 2023 nt
Organism: Rhizopus microsporus ATCC 52813
Lineage: Eukaryota; Fungi; Mucoromycota; Mucoromycetes; Mucorales; Rhizopodaceae
Product: PLP-dependent transferase
Exons: 6
Coding region: 405-1931 (508 amino acids)
Biological process (GO): carboxylic acid metabolic process
Cellular component (GO): cytoplasm
Molecular function (GO): carboxy-lyase activity; pyridoxal phosphate binding
Source: RefSeq, a predicted model, not a curated record
CAGAAGCAAAGCCGGAUUUUUUAGAUCAUUUUGAUAGCAGGUCUCUAUAUCUUUCAUAUCUUCAAAUUGUUUUCUACAAUCUUUAUUUAUUUUAUUGUACUCCACGCAAAACAUUAGAUCAAGAGCUUGAGCUCCUGAUAUUAACGUUUCAAUUGAAAGAAAAAUAAAAGAAAAGAAAAAAUGUUUUUAUCAUGUGCUUAUGAUCAAACCAUACUUCCUUGUACCGUCUCUAUUACCAUCUCUGUAUUCAGAAAGAAGUUACUUUAUUCACAAAGUUUUUCCUCAUGUCCAGAAAAAAAAGAUAUCUCAUCUUGUUUAUUACCUAAUUUUCAACCCCAAGUCGUCCCAGAUAAAAAUUCAACAGUCUCAUUUGAGGUUAAAAUGCUGUAUCUUUUCUUUACAAAAUGGUAUCAACUGACGAUCAUAGCAACGAUGCAAAGGAACUUGAAGUUAUGUUGUCAAGGAUACAAAAUAUCAUUGUUGAUUAUGUUCAAAAGGGUCAGGAACAAUUAGUACCAGUAGUUAAUUACCAUACACCGGAAGAACUAUAUAAGCUCUUUGACUUUACUUUACCAAAUAAGGGCGUUGGUUUAGAGGGGAUAUUUAAAACUAUUAACUCAACCCUUGAAUACAGCGUGAACUCAUGGAAUCCUCGUUUUUUGGAUAAACUCUAUGCUGGAACAAAUCCAAUUGGUGUCAUAUCUGAACUGCUACUAGCCGUAUUAAAUAGCAAUGCACAUGUAUUUCACGUUUCGCCUGUACUCAGCCUUAUGGAGGUCGAAGUAACAAAAGCAAUUGGGCAGUUAUUAAAUAUGGGCGAGAAAGCAGGAGGCAUACUCUGUCCUGGUGGCUCAGCUUCUAAUUUGUUAGCGAUGAUUACUGCUCGAAAUAAGUUGUUCCCAAGCAUUAAAACGGAAGGAUAUUUCCCACGUCCUUUUCACCCGCAAUCCAAAUAUGGAAAAUUAAAAGUGUUUACAUCCAUACAUAGUCAUUAUAGCAUUGAUAAAGCAGCUCAAGUGCUUGGUUUAGGCCUCGAUAACAUAGUUAAAGUACCUGUUGAUCACGAGGGAAAAAUGCAGGUGGAUGAAUUGGAGAAGCUCAUUGAGCUGAGUAUUCAAAAGGAUGAGACACCUUUUUUUAUUAAUGCAACAGCAGGAACAACAGUACUCGGAGCGUUUGAUCCGAUCAAGGAUAUAGCGACGAUAGCCAAAAAGUAUCAUUGUUGGCUUCACGUUGACGGUUCGUGGGGAGGAAGUGUAGCAUUUUCAGACAAGAUGAUGAAAACGACAACUUGGCUAAAAGGAUCAGAACAUGCCGAUACAUUCACUCUCAAUCCACACAAAUUACUUGGAGUUCCUUUACAGUGCUCUAUGCUUUUGACUCCACAUGAAGGACACUUGCUAUUUGCAAAAUCCAACUCAUCUCAGGCAGAUUAUCUAUUUCACGGCAAUGAAUAUGACAUCGGAGCAGGUACCAUCGGCUGUGGCAGGAGACCUGAUGCAACCAAGAUGUUUAUGGCAUGGAGGUAUUAUGGAAAGGAUGGAUUAGGAGGGCGCGUUGAUAAGGCAUUAAGCCUCGCUAGUCAGUUCACAAGCAUGGUCAGAGAGCGCAAAGGGUUCAAGUUGGUUCAGGAUCCAAGUCCGUUCUUACAGAUUUGUUUUUGGUUUGUGCCACCUACUAUCGAAAAACAUGUUGAAAGUCUCAAAGGCAAGGAAUACAGUCUUUGUUUGUCAAGAAUAACAAGGCACUUGCAUCAGCAAAUACGAGAAAAGGGGGAGUUUUUGGUGGAUCAUUCACCAUUAGAAGGCAUACCCGAUUUCUUUAGAGUAGUUAUUAAUGCUCCUACCUUAAGCCUGCAUCGUGACCUAGAAAGACUCCUAGAUGUUAUUGAGGAGGUAAAUGCAUCUGUUGACUGGAGUGAACUUUUAUAGAAAAAAAUUCAUUGUUCAAAUGACUCUUUGAAAUUCAGAACACAAAGAAAAGCAUAAACCCUAUUUUUAUUCUUUUUUUCUUUUUUUUUUUU